Alnus glutinosa is the source of this 1079-nucleotide messenger RNA. RefSeq lists its product as uncharacterized. Gene Ontology annotation, molecular function: GTP binding; GTPase activity. The transcript has 8 exons. The record is from RefSeq and is a predicted model, not a curated record. Gene Ontology annotation, biological process: intracellular protein transport; Golgi to plasma membrane protein transport; protein localization to organelle. Gene Ontology annotation, cellular component: Golgi apparatus. NCBI's taxonomy places the organism in Eukaryota, Viridiplantae, Streptophyta, Magnoliopsida, Fagales, Betulaceae. The coding region runs from base 318 to 935 and encodes 205 amino acids.
GAAAAUGAAUGAGAGAAAGGGAACGAAUCCCAGAGACCAUUGGAAAAAAUAGCGCACCAGAGAAACUCUCAUUUUGCGGGUCCAACGAAACCAGACAGACCUAAAGCAGCCACUUCAACAGUAGAAUCAACACCCCAAAGAGGUUUGCAGAGGAAGGUAUCUUUUUGAUUAGCUGAACUCUGGUUUGUUUUUUAGUGUUUCUAGAAGCAUCAAACUGAGAGCGCAAGCCAGAUCAAAUUAGAUGUUGUGAAGUCCUUUGAUUUCUGCCCUUGAAGGUUAGGAGUAACCAGGGAUAAGGAAGCGUAAACAAGUCAGAGAUGUUCUCAUUGUUUUAUGGACUUUGGAAGUAUAUGUUUAGUAAGACUGAGUUUCAUGUACUCAUUCUUGGAAUUGACAAGGCGGGGAAAACUACUUUGUUGGAGAAGUUGAAGUCACUGUACUCAAACUUGGAAGGCCUGCCCCCUGAUCGAAUUGUUCCUACUGUAGGCCUAAAUAUUGGUCGUAUUGAAGUGUCGAACACGAAAUUUGUGUUCUGGGACCUCGGAGGUCAGCCUGGUCUUCGUUCAAUUUGGGAGAAAUAUUACGAAGAAGCACAUGCCGUGAUAUAUGUAAUUGAUGCUGCUUGUCCAUCACGGUUUGAAGAUUCAAAAUCUGCACUGGAAAAGGCUCUUCGACACGAGGAUUUGCAAGGAGCCCCUCUUUUGAUACUAGCAAACAAGCAGGAUCUUGCUGAAGCUGUAUCCGCAGAAGAACUUGGUCGAUAUCUUGAUCUUAAAAAGUUGGAUGAAAGGGUUUACAUGUUUGAAGCUGUUUCAGCAUAUGAUGGGAUGGGGAUUAAAGCAGGUGUAGAAUGGUUGGUGGAUGCAAUGGAGAGAAGCAAGAGAACUCAAAUGUUGAGAGUUCGUGCUGGUGUAACUGGCCCUGCUUCUGCAUAGAAGAGACUAUAUCACAUUUCAGUUCGUUUUUCACCUUUUCUUUUUUACAUCUGUAGAUAAAUCAUAGCCAUUAUUGGAUUCUACUUGAUUAAAAAAUAUAUUUUUUUUUUAGAUAUCUUCAACCAAGUAUUGCUUAUUGAAUUU